Messenger RNA from Ogataea angusta, 1131 nucleotides. RefSeq lists its product as uncharacterized. Lineage: Eukaryota; Fungi; Ascomycota; Pichiomycetes; Pichiales; Pichiaceae. The record is from RefSeq and is a predicted model, not a curated record. Gene Ontology annotation, molecular function: L-serine:pyruvate transaminase activity; L-alanine:glyoxylate transaminase activity. Gene Ontology annotation, cellular component: peroxisome. Bases 1 to 1131 code for a protein of 376 amino acids. The transcript has a single exon.
AUGUCCCGUAAGCUUACUUUCAUCCCUGGCCCUGUCGAGUUCAGCGAUGCCGUCUUGAACGCCAUGUCUACUCCGUCGCAGUCACACAGCUCCCCCGAGUUCACGCAGGUGUUCCAGGAGGCGCUCAAGAACACCAGAAAGGUGUUCAAGUCCACCGACCCAGAGACCCAGCCUUUUGUUCUGUCUGGAUCUGGUACGCUCGGCUGGGAGCUCGUUGGCGCCAAUCUGGUCUCACGCUCGGAGGCCGUGCUUGUGGUGUCCACGGGCUUCUUCUCAGAGCAUUUUGCCGAGGCUCUGCAGGUUUACACAGAUAACGUCGACAUUGUCGGUGCGGAGGUGUUUGGCGAUGCGGUUAAAUUGCCGGCUAUAGAGGCUAAGUUGAAAGCCAAGUCUUACGGCGUGAUCACCGUCACCCAAACAGACACGUCUUCAGGGGUUUUGUCGAAUGUCAAGGAGAUUGCUGCCCUGGUCAAGAAGGUGUCACCGAAUACCCUAAUUGUGGUGGAUGCCGUUUGCGCCACAGCAUGCGAGGAACUGGAAUUCGACGCAUGGGGGAUCGACUUUGUUCUCACCGGCUCGCAGAAGGCGUUGGGCUGUCCUUCUGGCCUGUCCAUCUCGUAUGCAUCCAAACGUGCCUUGGACAAGGCUUUGAAGCACAAGCCGGCUUCGUAUUAUGCGUCCAUUCCACGGUGGCUGCCAGUCAUGCGCGCCUUUGAGAAUGGAAGCCCGGCCUAUUUCGCUACCCCGGCCGUCCAGCUGGUCCAUGCGUACAACGUUGCUCUGAAGGAAGUUCUAGCUCCAUCGCUGGAAGAAAGAAUCAAAGCCCAUGCCGAGGCCUCCACCAAGUUCAAGAACAACUUGGAAAGUCUGGGCGUGAAGCUGGUGACCGUUUCGCGCGACGUGGCCGCGCACGGGCUCACAACUGCCUACUAUCCAGACGGUGUCGACGGACCUACCUUCCUCAGCAAAGUUAGAGACAACGGCUUCACCUUGGCUACCGGAAUCUAUAAAGACUACAAAGAUAAGUAUUUUAGAGUGGGACAGAUGGGAGUCAGUGCUGUGGGGGAGCGGAAACAGGAACUAGAUCAAUGUUUUGAGGCUAUUGCUAAGGCCCUUAGAGAGUCUAGAUAG